This is a messenger RNA of Galleria mellonella (greater wax moth), 1464 nucleotides long. RefSeq names its product MAGE-like protein 2 (gene CPG11). Lineage: Eukaryota; Metazoa; Arthropoda; Insecta; Lepidoptera; Pyralidae. The coding region runs from base 116 to 1294 and encodes 392 amino acids. The transcript has 2 exons. The record is from RefSeq and is a predicted model, not a curated record.
GGCGAAAGUGUUUGCAACAUAGAUCUACGAAACUACGUGGUAUAAAACCGGGCAGCGGCGUCACAACAACACACUCCAGCGCAGUAUUCGCUGAACAACUGCAAGCAAAGCGAACAUGAAGCUAUUGAGGUCGGUCUUCAUCCUGGCCGUGGCUUUGAGCCUGGCCACGGCAGAGGAAAAGGCGGAGAAGAACACAAAGGCUGUAGAGACUAAAGCGGUAGAAGAGAAAAAACAAGAGAAGAGAGGUCUAUCUGAGUUCGGAUAUGGUGAUAUCGGGAGUCAUGGCGAUAUCGGAGGCGACAUUGGGGGGCACGCUGAACUUGGAGGCGAUAGCGGUGGCGGAGACAUCGGCGGUGGUCAUGUCGAGCUCGGUGGAUACGGAGGCGGUCAUGAGGAACACGUGAAAACUGUCACUGUUGUCAAGAAAGUGGAAGUGCCUUACCCAGUGGAGAAACACAUCCCUGUGCCUGUCGAGAAACACGUGCCUGUACCAGUUAAAGUGCCCUACCCACAACCUUACCCGGUCGUGAAAACCGUGCACUUCCCCGUCAAGGAAUACAUCAAAGUGCCAGAAUACAUCCCUAAGCCCUACCCGGUUACAAAACACGUGCCUGUUCCCGUCAAAGUGGCCGUGGAGCGCCCGGUUCCAGUGAAAGUAUACGAAAAAGUACCUUACCCGGUGGAGAAGCACAUUCACGUACCUGUUAAAGUGCCAGUACCCCACCCCUACCCCGUGGAGAAGGAAGUGCACGUUCCUUACAAGGUUCCAGUUAAGGUGCACGUACCCUAUCCAGUUGAGAAGAUCGUACACUAUCCAGUAAAAGUACCCGUCGAUAAUCCAGUGCCAGUGCACGUCGAGAAACCAGUGCCAGUUCCUGUUGAGAAACCAGUGCCGUACCCGGUCGAGAAAAAGGUUCCUUACCCAGUUAAAGUGCCCUAUGACAACCCUGUACCCGUACACGUUGAAAAGCCGGUGCCUUACCAUGUAAAGGUUCCAGUACCAGCCCCUUACCCAGUGGAGAAGGUCAUCCCUUACCCAGUGGAGAAGAAGGUGCCAGUUCCUGUCAAAAUCCCAGUAGAGAGGCCCGUCCCUGUACACAUCGAGAAACACGUGCCAUACCAUGUAGAAAAACACGUACCUUACCCAGUUAAGAUUUCAGUACCCGUGGUACAAGAAGAGAAGCACGAAAUCUCCCACGAAAGCCAUGGUUGGAGUGGUUCAGCGGGAGGCAGCGAGGGCGGAUACGACGGUGGGUACGGCGGGUACGGAGGUGGUGAGGAAUAUCACCAUUAACCAGAACUGAUCUCUUAGUUUUUUGUUUUAGCUUUAACUGUUAACUUGUUUUUAGUUCUCUGCUAAGUUGUUUUUAUUUGCGACUGGUCAACAUCGAUCGCGUACGUAUCGAUGUAUAAUAAAAAAAAAAGUAUUAAAAAUGUGAUAAAUUAUACAUAAUUGUUUAAUUC